Trichoderma citrinoviride is the source of this 938-nucleotide messenger RNA. Its product is annotated as secretory component protein-like protein. The record is from RefSeq and is a predicted model, not a curated record. The transcript has 4 exons. NCBI's taxonomy places the organism in Eukaryota, Fungi, Ascomycota, Sordariomycetes, Hypocreales, Hypocreaceae. Gene Ontology annotation, cellular component: endoplasmic reticulum membrane. Bases 109 to 741 code for a protein of 210 amino acids. Gene Ontology annotation, biological process: endoplasmic reticulum to Golgi vesicle-mediated transport.
CUCUUCUGUCCUUUUUUCCUCUUCUUCUCCCCCAUUGUUCCACGCAUCACAUGGUUGCAACGAGCGCUGCGCAACGGCUUCUGUGACUCUUCUCGCGCACAAGCUACCAUGAGCUCAUCCUCCUACAUUGAUUGGUCCAAGACCACCAAGUCCAAGGACUACCGCGGAUCGACGUCCUUUGCGACUUUCCUCAUCAUCGGUCCGACAUGCUUCUUCCUGGGCAUCCUCUUCGCGUCGUUCCCGUACGACUUCCCCCUCCUGUGGACGAAAGAACCCGUCGCCGCCGACUACUACGACCAGCUCGAGACGCACCUCAAGUUCGUUCACCAGUCGCCGCCGCUCAUCGGCCGUCUCCUCAACAUCAUCAUGAGCGUGGGCUUCCUCGGCCUCUUCAUCAAGCUCUUCCGCCCCAGCGAGGCCAACUUCCUAUUUGACGGCGCCUCGCUGAUCCUGUACCUCAUCGGCGUGGCCGUCUACGUCUCCAACAUUGUCAAGGGCCUGCGCACCGUCAGCUCCGGCUUCUGGCACUCGGAGGAGUUUGCCGCGUCCAAGGGCCGGUUCGACGGCGAGAUUGUCCUCGGCAGGGAGGACAGCCUCAAGGUGCUGGCGGCGAGCAACACGAUUCUGGCGCUGGUCUUGGUGGGAAUCCUGGUGUUGCAGGCAGGGCAGUGGUAUGCCGAGAAGAGGGACUAUGACGACGAGAAGGAGGUGGCGAAGAAGGAGGCUAAGAAGAAGCAGUGAUGGGAUGGAGGACUGUGUGAUACUGGGACGGUGUUUGGCCGUACGGACGGCGAGAUGUCUUGGGCAUGGUGUUAUGUAUCACGACGAUGUGGUGUAUUUGUAGCAUCGGGUUUACCGGAUCUCCGCGAGGUUGGAUAGUAUAAAUCGCUCGUAUGGCCGAAGGAUGCCUUGAUGGCGGGCCGUUAUAUGUAGUAGUA